Molecule: messenger RNA, 2889 nt
Organism: Fusarium odoratissimum NRRL 54006
Lineage: Eukaryota; Fungi; Ascomycota; Sordariomycetes; Hypocreales; Nectriaceae
Exons: 3
Coding region: 1741-2127 (128 amino acids)
Source: RefSeq, a predicted model, not a curated record
UUUUUUUUUUCUUUUCAGAAACCUUGCGAAAUACGUCGAGUUCCUUGAAAAGGAUUGGCCUUGGCGUUAACGGUUUAGCAAACAAGCCCGAUUUGAAGACUCGAAAUAUUGGAAUGGAAAUCCAAAGCGGGCCGGGCCGGCCGCUAAACCGGACCGUUGUGAUCACCAGGCUCAGCAAGCAGGGAAUACAGUUCACCAAAAGAUCUGAGGCCUACGGAUGGCCUACAAGUCGGUCGUUCUUGACUACUUUUCGUCUGGAUUAUGAGCAGUGGUGAAUACCCUGGAGCCUCGAGCUUACAGCUUGUGUCUCGCUUGGUGCAUCCACCCACCGAAACAGAUGCGAGUACACGCACAGAGUCGCCGACACCCAAUAUACAUGCGUAAGGGUAUAUUCUUUGACACUCCCCAGCCACAUAGAUCGAGAAUCCGACGUGCAUCCCUGCUGAGCCCAACAAUGCCCAAUGUUAAGGCCUAGUAUCAAGCUCUUUUGACUUGGCUCCCUGUCUCCUCACGCUCCUGGUUCCAUGCGGGCUGUGAAGUCAUCACAGACGAGUCAGUUGUCCGAGACGCAGGCCAUUCCCGAAGCAGAAGGCCAGCUCAGCAGUAUUCGGAUGUCUCGUCAUGUUUCCCCGUGAAGAAUCCUUUGUCACCGCCAUAUCCCUUGUUUGGGGGUGGUGGAAAUGCCUGUCGAUGGCAGUCCUAGAUGCCACUUCUGCUCAUGACUGGGCAAGGGCCUCCACAUGCUGUUGGUGGGAAAGAACAAAGAGCUUAUCUUUGUGACAUUGUGUGUCUUACUCUUCGCUAAAUGUGCAUACAUGCAUGGCUGAAUGAGAUCAAGGCGAGCCACUUCAAGUUCUUCAUUCUUGUGGUCCUAAACAUGGGCUUCGAAGUGCUAGAAGUUAGCGUUGAUAUAAAGCGAUAGUAUGAACACUUCGUCUUCUGGACUGCUUCACGAAAGGUGUUGCAGCCUAUGUCAAGGCAAUCAUCGCCAUAGAGUAAUAUCGGCAGGUUCUUACAACUGAUACAUAUUAACUCACACGCCCCCCGGAAUAGAUAUUGCUGCUUGCUAAACGAUCUGAUGUGAUAGCCAGUUCGUUUUGCAUGGUCACUCAAGCUCCAACGUCUUUCAAAGCGAGGCGUACGAAUCAUGCAAGACGUGAUACACCAUGGAGCCAGCACAGAUGAGGCGGUAGAGGGAUGACUGGGUGUACAGAGGCGAUAAUAUACAAUGGUAUCUUUGUCAUGUCGACAGGCUUUCAAUUCUCUCUUCUCCCUUCGGAGUCGAUGGAAUGCAAUGGCUAGGCUGCAGUCUUGGCCAGAGGGAUGCUGCCACGUUGUGCCUAUACAUGUCUUGUGCACAUCAGCAUGGUUCUGAAAUGACUUCUGAACUGUCGAUUAUGGUAAUGACAAAGAAGGUUCUUCAAUGACAAGCCAGCGGUCUAGUGGAAGGGCGGAACUUUAAUCAUUCAUGUGAGCCGGCAGCCAUGCACGAAAAGCAUGCAAACUCCCCCUAUUCUUAUAUGUUACUACCGAGUUUGACCUGAAUCCUUUGCGGAUGCCUGCUUAUUGUCCCAGAAAAUAUCAUGGGGAGAAUAGAGGCUGAGGCUCCGGUGUGAGACCCUUGGAGGAAGGACCAACAAGGAGGAUUGUACUUUGUCUAGGACAAUGAAAGGGACCCCCCCAAUGAUUUCCGCAUUCAAGGUUAAGAAUUCGGUUGCUUAAUGGGAAGAGGCCGCAUACAUGACUCCCUUCAAGGCUCUUUGGACCAGAAUCUGCACUGAUAUGUGGGUUGGAAGAAACAAAGCUAUUGCGCAUCAUCAGAAGCAAUCGGCCGAGACAUACCACGAGGUUCUGUUGAACAAAAACGGUCAACAGGCAUGGCUUGGGGAACACAGGAAACAUGGUUGUAGCGACCUACCAAGUCGAUUAGCAUGUCCCACGGUGGCGAGAUUUGCAGGAAUCUCUCGUUCAGAGCUUGAUUCACAGUCAUGGACAUCAUGCACAGCUCUUUUGGCCCAAAAGAAGUCUCAAAUUGGAAGGGGGAAGCCGGCAACAUCCAAUGCAAGCUUUCCUGUAGAAGUAGGACGAUUCGAUGUCGUAAAGAGCACUCGAUGCCGUAGACCAUGAGAGAAAGUCCAAUGGCGGAUCCCUGAGCUGCAUCCCUUCUUCCAAUGGGCCGGCGGUGCCAUCGAGCUCGAGUCCGCAACGCAAGGGCUUGACGCACGGAGGAGGAGAAAAGCAGCGAAUUAGAUCCCUUGCCUUCACCGAAUUCGUCGAGAUUGCAAGCAUUCAGAAUCCCCUUGUUUCCUGACACUUGUCCGCCCUCGGGACGAACCAUGAAGCCCCACAGCGGCCGCAGAUCAAGACACCACCUUAUGUGCACUCGUGCACUCGACUAGGACAAGAUUUCAAGAGGACGCGACCGAGACCUGGCCCGCAGCGGGAAAGGUACAGGACUCGUAGCAAUAACAUGGCCGUUAAUGUGGCCCGGUUGCCUCACGGCUCCGUGAUCAAGGACGCGCCAUGGAAUGCAUAUGGAAUGCUGAAAGAACGAUCCCGACAAGUGCAGCAUGUCAAUGGCCGACAAGAACUGAACCAGCGAGGAAAAGUGGGUGAUGAAUGAAGUGAGUCCAAGACUAAGGUCUCUGUUAUGGGCCUUUGGGUCUUGUAAAAUAGACGUAGCCAAGCUAUAUUUACUCGUCAGGUACGUUGUGCAUUAGGACAACAACAAAGGCUGAAAGGCAAAUUGAAUCACACCAAGCGCAUAUGCAGCCAUGCACAAACUCAUACACAUCCCCGUGGGUUUGUCCAAGUUAUUUGGUCCUUCGUCAGCCCUGCUUUUGUUACUUCCACUGCAGCUACAACAUCACAGUGAAGUGCUGUACACAC